AUGUUUAGAAAAGUCGCUGUUGGAAUAUCAGGUGGUGUAGACAGUGCUGUAGCGGCUCUUCUACUUAAACGAACUGGAUUCCAAGUGGAAGGUGUUUUUAUGAGAAAUUGGGAUAACAAUUAUGAAGCUGGAUUUUGUUCAGAUCAGCGAGAUUUUGAAGAUGCAACAUAUGUAUGCCAUAAGCUCAAAAUUCCCUUGCAUAGAGUUUACUUCAUCAAAGAGUAUUGGAACGAAGUAUUCACUGUGUUACUUAAAGAAUAUGAGACGGGCCUCACACCUAACCCGGACAUACUGUGCAAUAGAUACAUUAAAUUUGAUAGCUUUUUCCAACAUUGCAGGAACAAUUUAGGAAUUGAUGCUAUUGCUACUGGUCACUAUGCAAAUACAUCUUUUGGGUCGUUUUUAGAGAGAUAUAACGAAAAUGAAGGAGUCAAAUUACUUCAACCCAAAGAUACCUUUAAAGACCAAACAUUUUUCUUGUCACAAGUGAAGCAAUUUUCUUUAAGGAAAUGCAUGUUUCCUGUUGCAAAUUUACUGAAGAGUGAAGUGAGAUCAUUGGCUAAAUCUGAAGGGCUUAUAAAUGUAGCAAGUAAAAGAGAUAGUACUGGCAUAUGUUUUAUUGGAAAAAAUAAGUUUCAGCAGUUUAUUGAAGAGUAUAUUGAAACUAAAAAAGGACUUUUUAUGGACAUAGAUACGGGACAAGUAGUUGGAGAACAUGAUGGAUUACACAAAUGGACUGUAGGACAAAGGACACAUAUUCCUGGAUACAAAGAUGCUUUAUUUGUCUUCAAGAAAGAUUUAGAGACUAACAACAUUUAUGUGGUAUCUGGUACAAAACAUCCUGCGUUAUGGAACAAUAUAUGUUUUACGGCACCCCCACAUUGGAUUGACAAGGAACCUUUAGAACUAACAUUAAAUCACGUAUUUGCUUGUUACUUUAGGUUUCAACAUACAAAACCGUUAACUCGUUGUAAAGUUGCUAAAAAUCAUGAUGGUCUUACAAUCAUAUUAGAAAAUAAAUUAAGAGCUUUGACAGAAGGACAAUUUGGAGUGUUAUAUAAAGAUGGAGAAUGUCUUGGAAGCGCAAAAAUGCGACAUAUCUGUCAUAAUUUAGUGUACUAA
This is a messenger RNA of Arctia plantaginis, 1122 nucleotides long. NCBI's taxonomy places the organism in Eukaryota, Metazoa, Arthropoda, Insecta, Lepidoptera, Erebidae. The record is from the annotation of a GenBank genome assembly.